AUGAAUUGUGCACCAUGUUUGAUUCUAUUAUCAUUGGUUUUGAAAUUAAAACAUACAAUUGAUGAACGAUUAUACUCUAUUGCUUUAGAGAGUAGAUGUGCUGUGCUGUGCUGUGAAGUAAAGAGGGGUAAAAAGAGGUUUGGUCUCUCAAUACCAUCAAAUUUGAUACAAUUUUUUAAACCACUGAUUCGUAUCUAUCGUCAGUUACAAAUUUCCACAAGUCGUAAUUUAGAGAUGUUUAUUCUAAAAUAUUUACUAUUAACUAUUGUUUUGGUUAAUGUUGCGCUUGGUGCAACAGAGACUGCAUUGAACUAUCAGAUCAGACCGAGUGGUAUUACAUGUGCACCUACCGCUGAGAAUUGUAAACGUUUUAUUGCCACCCAAGUCAAUCAGGGAGCCAAGAAGGUAGCCGAUGUCUACCUGACAUCGAUCAACUUUGUCAGUCAAAUCAACAAGACAGCGGCACUCUCUGCACCGCCAGGUGAGUUGUUGGUCGAGGGUUAUCUUCGUUCGACAGCGGUGCGUGGUGAAACGUUCUAUCGUAUCGAUACCACACAAGUCUAUCGUUUGUUACCGCUGAUUGAGAACAACAAGCCAAGCGGUACAUUCUUCCAUUUCGGACUGUCACACGUCGAGUGCUCCACCGGUGGAAACUGUCCAUACUUGAGAGUGCACACUCUCAACACCAACAACCUGACCAACGCCGAGGGUUUCAUCAAUCCCUACGAGAAAUACCGUGGAUUCCCAAGAGGUUGGUUAGAGGAGCGUUUCCUCGAUGGUAGUUCAGCCGCCGUCUCACAGGGUUCGUUUGUCAAUAACAAGAUAGAGAUUACCGGUGUCUAUGUCAACCUCUUUGAUCCCAAUCCAGUUUGUCCACCAUUUACCAAUCCACAAUGUUCAAACGCUCAAGUAGCAACCUAUAUGCGUAGCAAUCGUCGUUGUCUCUCUGCCACUGGAUGCGUCACACCUAAACCCACCGUUUGUCCAAAGAUCGUUUACACCUGUGAACCAGGCUACAGAUUGGUAUCGUUUGCAAUGGCACCAAAUGGAUGUUACAGCUGGUAUUGUGAUGCUGAUUUCUUACCAAAAACAUAUUAA
Messenger RNA from Heterostelium album PN500, 1098 nucleotides. RefSeq lists its product as uncharacterized. The transcript is spliced from 6 exons. The record is from RefSeq and is a predicted model, not a curated record. Lineage: Eukaryota; Evosea; Eumycetozoa; Acytosteliales; Acytosteliaceae. Bases 1 to 1098 code for a protein of 365 amino acids.